Messenger RNA from Chanos chanos (milkfish), 6513 nucleotides. RefSeq names its product sidekick cell adhesion molecule 2a (gene sdk2a). Gene Ontology annotation, molecular function: protein binding. Gene Ontology annotation, cellular component: synapse. The coding region runs from base 25 to 6513 and encodes 2162 amino acids. The record is from RefSeq and is a predicted model, not a curated record. The transcript has 44 exons. Gene Ontology annotation, biological process: homophilic cell-cell adhesion; synapse assembly. NCBI's taxonomy places the organism in Eukaryota, Metazoa, Chordata, Actinopteri, Gonorynchiformes, Chanidae.
GAUGAUGUCCCGCCCUACUUUAAGAUGGAGCCAGUUGCCACUCAGGUCCAUUUGGAGGGGAAUCGGCUGGUUCUGACCUGCAUGGCAGAGGGCAGCUGGCCGUUAGAAUUCAAAUGGAUCUACAACGGUACAGAGCUGACCCGAUUCUCACUGGAGUACAGGUACCUGAUUCCAUCUCUGGACCGCUCUCAUGCAGGCUUCUACAGGUGCAUUGUGAGGAACAGAGUUGGAGCGUUGAUACAGAGGAGCACUCAAGUUCAGGUUGCCUACAUGGGGGGCUUUGUGGAGGGCGAGCGUUCUCAGGUGGUGUCACAGGGAGAGGCAGCGUUGAUCUUCCCUCCACGAAUCCACAGUUUUCCCAGGCCCCAGAUCACAUGGUUCAGGGAUGGCCGAAAGAUCCCACCCAGCAGCCGCAUAGCCAUCACUCUGGACAACACGCUAGUCAUCCUUUCCACCGUGGCCCCUGAUGCUGGACGCUACUACGCCCAAGCUGUCAACGACAAAAACGGAGAGAACAAGACCAGCCAACCCAUUAUUCUCUCAGUGGAGAAUGUAGGAGGACCUGCAGACCCAAUUGCCCCCACCAUCAUCAUUCCACCAAAGAACACCAGUGUGAUGGUUGGUACAUUUGAGGUCACCAUGGAAUGUGUGGCCAAUGCCAGGCCCCUCAUAAAGCUCAGUAUAAUUUGGCGAAAAAACGGAGUGGUGGUAAGCAGAGGCUUGAGAGACUAUGGCCGACGGUUGACCAUCAGCGGGCCGCUGGUCAGCGACAGCGGCUUUUACGAGUGUGAAGCUUCUCUCCGCAGCAGCAGCGUGCCUUCCGUCAGCGCUGGAGCAUACCUGCAUGUCCUUGAGCACCCACAGUUUGUGAAAGAGCCUGAGAGACACAUCACUGCUGAGAUGGAGAAGGUGGUAGACAUCCCAUGCCAGGCCCGUGGUGUUCCUCAACCGGACAUAAUAUGGUACAAGGACGCUGUACCCAUCAGUCCAGUGAAGACUCCCCGCUACAGAGUGCUGGUUGGUGGCAGCUUGCAGAUCAAUGGCUUGCUUCCUGACGACACCGGAAUGUUCCAGUGUUUUGCACGCAACCUGGCAGGAGAGAUCCAGACAAACACCUACCUGGCUGUCACUAGUAUCGCACCCAACAUCACAGCGGGCCCGUCCGACAGCGCCGUGAUUGACGGCAUGUCCGUCAUUCUUCACUGCGAGACGGCAGGCGCCCCACGGCCGGCGAUUACGUGGCAGAAAGGUGAGCGUGUGUUGGCCAGCGGUUCUGUGCAGUUGCCCCGUUUCACUUUGCUGGAGUCAGGUAGUCUUCUCAUCAGCCCCUCUCACUUGUCUGAUGCUGGCACCUACACAUGCAUGGCCAGCAACUCCCGUGGCAUUGAUGAAGCGUCCGCUGACCUGGUGGUCUGGGCUCGAACCCGCAUCACCAUCCCACCCCAAGACCAGAGCGUUAUCAAAGGAACUAAAGCCGUUAUGGCCUGUGGAGUCACCCAUGACCCCAGUGUCACUGUCAGACACAUUUGGGAAAAAGGGGGCUCAGUGAUUGACGUGAACUCAAGCCCACGUCUCCGUGUGGAUUCAGACGGCACUUUGCAUAUCUCACAGACCUGGUCAGGAGACAUUGGCACCUACACUUGUAAAAUCACCUCAAUGGGGGGCAAUGACUCACACAGUGCCCAUUUACGAGUCAGACAGCUUCCUCACGCUCCAGAGAACCCUGUAGCCACCCUCAGCACAACCGAGAAGAGGACCAUAAACGUGACAUGGGCUCAGCCCUUCGACGGCAACAGUCCCCUCAUACGCUAUAUCCUCGAAGUUUCUGAGAACAAUGCCCCGUGGACCGUGCUCUUGGCCAACAUCGAACCCGAGUCAACAAGCGUGUCCGUGGGCAAUCUCAUCCCAGCCCGCUCUUACCAAUUUCGCCUCUGUGCUGUCAAUGAUGUAGGGAAAGGGCAGUUCAGCAGAGAGACUGAAAGACUUUCGUUACCUGAGGAACCCCCAAGUGCCCCUCCUCAAACUGUAAUUGCCAGUGGCCGCACCAACCAGUCCAUCAUGAUCCAGUGGCAACCUCCUCCAGAGAGCCACCAGAAUGGCCCACUGCAGGGCUACAUCAUCAGAUAUUGUCUGUCAGGUCUGCCAGUGGACUGUCAGAUAAAAAACAUCACUAAUCCAGACCAGACCAACUUGCUGCUAGAGGACCUCAUUAUUUGGACCAACUACGAAAUUGAGGUGGCAGCUUAUAAUGGCGCAGGCCAGGGUGUCUACAGCCACAAAGUCACAGAGUGGACUCUGCAGGGAGUGCCCACAGUCCCACCGGGAAACGUACAAGCGGAUGCUGUGAACUCCACCACCGUACGUUUCACAUGGAGCGCGCCAAGUCCACAGUUUAUCAAUGGCAUCAACCAAGGUUAUAAGCUGUUGGCAUGGGAACCAGGACAUGAAGAGGACGUUACCCUUGUGACAGCGAAGCCAAAUUUUCAGGAUAGCGUUCAUGUGGGUUACAUUAAUGGGCUGAAAAAGUUCGCCGAGUAUUUCACGUCAGUGCUAUGUUUCACCACGCCAGGAGAUGGACCUCGCAGCCCACCUCAGAGAGUGCGCACGCACGAAGACACUCCAGGGCCUGUUGGCCACCUCAGUUUCACUGAGAUCUUGGACACGUCUCUGAAAGUCAGCUGGAAAGAACCUCAUGAGAAGAAUGGCAUUCUUACAGGGUAUCGCAUCUCCUGGGAAGAGUUCAACCGCACCAACACUCGGGUUACCCAUUACUUACCCAACUUGACUCAGGAGUAUAGGGUCACUGGACUGACAGCCCUCACCACUUACACCAUCCAGGUGGCUGGUAUGACCUCCAAAGGCCAAGGUCAACUGUCGUCCUCCACAAUAUCCUCAGGAGUACCCCCUGAGAUGCCCGGGCCUCCCACCAACAUUGCCAUCUCAAACAUUGGCGCUCGCUCGGUAACUCUGCAGUUUAAGCCCGGUUAUGAUGGCAAAACUUCUAUCUCUCGCUGGCUGGUGGAGGCUCAGAUUGGUGUGAUUGGAGAGAAUGAGGAAUGGGUCAUGGUCCAUCAGCUGGCUAAUGAGCCUGACGCUCGAUCAUUAGAAGUUCUUAAUCUAAACCCUUACACCUUCUACAGAUUCCGCAUGCGUCAGGUAAACAUCGUCGGCACUAGCCUUCCCAGCCAGCCGUCCAGAAAGAUCCAGACCCUGCACGCUCCUCCAGACAUUGCCCCUGCCAAUGUGACUCUGCGCACAGCUAGUGAAACCAGCCUAUGGCUCAGAUGGGUGCCUCUGCCAGAGUGGGAGUACAAUGGGAACCCAGAUUUGGUAGGCUAUAGGGUGCAGUACUCACGGGCUGGUUCAAAGGGUGGGGUUCUGUCCCACGUGAUCCCCGAUAGACUGGAACGGGAAUUCACCAUUGAAGACCUGGAGGAGUGGACAGAAUAUGAGGUCAGAGUCCAGGCACUAAAUGGCAUUGGGUCGGGGCCUUGGAGCGAGCCGGUCCGUGGAAGGACGAGAGAAUCAGUGCCCUCUUGUGGUCCCAACAAUGUCUCUGCCUUCGCUACAACCUCUAGCAGUAUCCUGGUCCGCUGGGGUGAGGUUUCAGAACCUGACCGAAAUGGGAACAUCUUGGGCUACAAGGUGGUGUACAAGGAGAAGGACUCAGAAUCUCCUGUUCAUUUCUGGACAGUGGAAGGGAACACCAGUCACAGUGUUCAGCUGAGUGGUCUUGGAAAGUAUGUUCUCUAUGAGAUCCAGGUGCUUGCCUUCACCCGUAUUGGUGAUGGCAUGGCCAGCACUCCACCCAUCCUGGAGAGGACCCUGGAUGAUGUGCCAGGACCUCCAGUUGGGAUCCUGUUCCCUGAGGUGCGGACCACCUCAGUAAGACUCAUCUGGCAGCCCCCUGCCCAGCCCAACGGCAUCAUCCUAGCCUAUCAGAUUGCUUAUCGGAGAAAUUCCACCAAUAGCAACUCAGCUACAGUGGACGUGCUCAGCCCCAGUGCUCGACAGUAUACGGCGACUGGACUGAAACCAGAGAGUGUGUAUGUGUUCCGCCUCACUGCCCAGACACGGAAGGGCUGGGGAGAGGCAGCUGAGGCCCUAGUGGUUACCACAGAGAAAAGAGCACGGCCGCAGCCCACCAGCCGCCCAGUGAUCCCGCAGGAGGAGGUGCAAGCCCGCAGCGUGUUGCUGUCAUGGGAGCCAGGCAGCGACGGCCUCUCUCCAGUCCGGUACUAUACGGUCCAGUACAGAGAACUCCCGGACAGUAACUGGACGGUCCACUCAGCCUCCGUCAGCCACGAGGCUAACUCUUACAUCGUGGACAAACUCAAGCCAUUUACCUCCUACCAGUUUAGAGUGAAGGCCACUAAUGACAUAGGAGACAGUGAGUACAGUGAAGAGAGUGAAGCUAUCACAACACUGCAGGACGCCCCAGACCAAGCUCCCACAAUCCUCUCUGUCACGCCUCACACGACAACUUCAGUACUGGUCCGCUGGAAGCCCCCGUCUGAGGAGCAAAUAAAUGGCAUUUUGCUGGGUUUUCGCGUGCGUUACCGAGAGUUGCGCUACGACCGUCUUCGCAGUUUCACUGUGCGCACAGUCAACAACCCCUCUGCCAACUGGGCUGAGCUUACAGCCCCCUACAGCGUUAGGAAUCUCAGCGAGUCCUCACUCACCCAGUAUGAGCUGGACAAUCUGAGUAAACACAAACGCUAUGAGAUUAGACUGAGUGUGUAUAACGCUGUAGGAGAGGGGCCCAUCAGUUCUCCACAGGAAGUGUUUGUAGGAGAAGCAGUGCCAACUGCCCCCCCUCAGAAUGUGGCCAUCCAAUCUUCGACUGCCACUCAGCUGGAUGUCACAUGGGAACCUCCACCCGUAGAGUCACAGAAUGGUGACAUUCAGGGGUACAAGAUUUAUUACUGGGAGUUUCAGCUCCAGAAUGAAACUGAGAGACUGCGCACUCUCUUCUUACCUGAACUGGGAGUGAAGCUGAAGAACUUGACUGGCUACACCACGUACAUGGUUAGCGUGGCUGCCUUCAAUGCUGCUGGAGACGGGCCACGCUCCCUGCCCACCAGAGGGCGCACUCAGCAAGCAGCCCCCAGUGCUCCCAGUUUCAUCCACUUCAGCGAGCUCACCACCACCUCCGUCAACAUGUCCUGGGGAGAGCCGAAGCAGCCCAAUGGCAUCAUUGAAGGCUACCGUGUGGUCUACGAGCCCUGUACUCCUGUGGAUGGUGUCAGUAAGGUUGUAACUGUGGAUGUGAAGGGCAGUGCUCCCCUCUGGAUGAAAAUCAAAGACUUGGCAGACGGAGUGACCUAUAACUUCCGUAUCCGUGCCAAAACCGUGACCUAUGGCCCAGAGGUGGAGGCUAAUAUCACCACAGGACCCGGAGAAGGUGCUCCGGGUCCCCCUGGCGAGCCAUUUAUCUCCCGUUAUGGUUCAGCUCUCACCCUCCACUGGUCCAGUGGUGAUCCUGGACGAGCCCCCAUUACACGCUAUGUUAUAGAGGCCAGGCCAUCUGAUGAAGGAUUAUGGGAUAUUCUUAUUAAAGAUAUUCCCAAAGAAGUAACAUCUUAUACUUUGAAUUUGGAUAUGCUGAGAGAAGGUGUCACCUAUGACUUCCGAGUCAUAGCUGUGAAUGACUAUGGCUAUGGUUCACCCAGCUCUCCCUCACCUUCGAUAUCUGCCCAGAAAAUUUCCCCAUUUUAUGAAGAGUGGUGGUUCCUGGUUGUGAUUGCUCUUGUGGGCCUAAUCUUCAUCCUUCUCCUCAUCUUCAUCCUCAUCAUCCGUGGACAGAGUAAAAAGUACACCAAGAAGACAGAUUCAGGUUCACACUCAAACUGCACGUCUAUGCCCCUCAGCCAUGGAGAGAUGGUCCGACUGGACGAGGGCCGCUUCCCCGCCUUGGAACUCAAUAACAGACGACUCUCGGUCAAAAAUUCCUUCUGCCGUAAGAACGGCAUCUACACACGGUCUCCACCAAGACCGAGUCCUGGCAGCCUUCACUAUUCUGACGAGGACGUCAGCACUAAGUACAAUGACCUGAUUCCAGCUGAAAGCAGCAGCCUGACAGAAAAACCCUCUGAGGUGUCUGACUCACAGGGCAGCGACAGCGAAUACGAGAUGGAUCAAAACCGACAAAAGACCCACUCCUUCGUCAACCACUACAUCAGCGACCCCACCUACUACAACUCCUGGCGUCGUCAGCAGAAGGGCGUCUCCCGUCCCCCCGCGUACGGCUACUCCCAACCCGACACGGUGGCCGAGCAGGAGUCCCGGCCCCACCCGCCCCCCUUGCCCCCAUUACCGCCCCUGCUGCCCCACAGUAACCCUUCCCCACAGCCCCAGGGCCAGGGAACCCUGUUCAGGCCCAAGGGCAGCCGGACUCCCACACCCUCGCUGCUGUCCUCAGAGGCCCAUAGUCAGCACACCCUCUAUAGACCCCCAAGCAGCUUGGGUACCUCCACCCAGACCCCUUCCACAGGGUUCUCCUCUUUCGUUUGA